GGAGUGCUAGUGUUGUUCCUAUGUUCUAACCAAAGUCGGAUAUGUUAUACCGUCCGUCUUUAUUAACUUAUUCAUUGUUUAUACGGUGAAUGAAAAGUUAGGAAGGAUGUCUCGGCCGAAAACAGGACCUCAAGAUUUACCUCCUAAGGGAGGGUAUGCUCCUUUCAAUAUCAACCGAAUUAAGCUACGUAGUUUUCUAACAGGUCGUAUGGGUGUGGGGUUAUUUAUUGUUACCAAUGCCGUGUCAGUUCCAUUAUACUAUAAAAAUUGGGUAAGCGAGCGAAAAAGAAUGCUCGAAACAAAAAGUCGAGAACUAGCAACGGUGCCGAUAUUGCUCGCAGAAAGAGAUAGAGCGAUGUUAAAACAUAUGAAACGAAUGAGAGAAUUAGAAGCUGAUGUAAUGAAGGAUGUCCCAAAUUGGGAAGUAGGCACAUUUUUUGGAAUGCCGAUAUACGAAAGCGUGCCAGAAGAUACCUAUAUCGAACCAAAUUUCGGUGAAUGUUACACAUAUGCAGAUCCUUACGAGUUACCAACAUUGCAAAUAUCACAUUUGCUAGGGUAAACUUUACAUUAUGAGGUUAUGUAUAUGUAAGAUAGUAUGUUGUAUUACAUUAAAUAUAAUUAAUAAAGUUAUAUUACAAAUA
Molecule: messenger RNA, 644 nt
Organism: Bombus terrestris (buff-tailed bumblebee)
Lineage: Eukaryota; Metazoa; Arthropoda; Insecta; Hymenoptera; Apidae
Gene: ND-B16.6
Product: NADH dehydrogenase [ubiquinone] 1 alpha subcomplex subunit 13
Exons: 3
Coding region: 107-562 (151 amino acids)
Source: RefSeq, a predicted model, not a curated record